Solea senegalensis (Senegalese sole) is the source of this 6204-nucleotide messenger RNA. RefSeq names its product receptor-type tyrosine-protein phosphatase H-like. Gene Ontology annotation, molecular function: protein tyrosine phosphatase activity; protein binding. The record is from RefSeq and is a predicted model, not a curated record. The coding region runs from base 164 to 5698 and encodes 1844 amino acids. NCBI's taxonomy places the organism in Eukaryota, Metazoa, Chordata, Actinopteri, Pleuronectiformes, Soleidae. Gene Ontology annotation, biological process: protein dephosphorylation. The transcript is spliced from 29 exons.
ACUACGCCUUGCUCGGGGUUUAGAGGAAUCUUUGCAGAGCUUCGGUGUUGUUCCUGUCACCACACAGGAGGCACAACCCACAGUAGAACAGGUAGAUUCUUAUGGGUCUACAAUCAGUUCACCAGUUCAUAAUAUGUGAGGAGUUGAAUCUGUGAACACUGUGAUGAGGCCUUUACCGUUCACCUCAGACCUGUGGGUGCUGUGUGUCUUCCUGACUCUCUCUCUCUGGGGUGUCACUGGCUUCAGCGCAGCGCUGUCACCAGCAGUUCCUCCAAAUGCAGAGGAGUUUAAAUCAGUGGGACAGACUGAGACCAGUGUAACUCUGCGGUGGAAAAAAGUGGAAAACAUCCUCAGUUACACUCUGGUGUUCAAUGGACGAGAGAUAAACGUCACUGCAUCAGAGAGAAAUGUAUAUGUGACAGAGACAAUCUUAGAUCUGAACAGUGGAACUAAAUACGACUUCAGUCUCUUCACUGUGUUUGAAAACAUCAGGAGCAGUGGAGUAAACCUCACUGCAGCCACUGUUCCUCCAAAUGCAGAGGAGUUUAAAUCAGUGGGACAGACUGAGACCAGUGUAACUCUGCAGUGGAAAAAAGUGCAAAGCUUCACCAAUUAUUUACUCAAGUACAAUCGACGAGAGAUAAACGUCACUGCACAAGAUGGAAAUGUAUAUGUGACACAGACAAUCUUAGAUCUGAACAGUGGAACUAAAUAUGACUUCAGUCUCUUCACUGUGUUUGAAAACAUCAGGAGCAGUGGAGUAAACCUCACUGCAGCCACUGUCCCUCGUAACACAGAGGAGUUUACAUCAGUGGGACAGAAUGAGACCAGUGUAACUCUGCAGUGGAAAAAAGUGGAAAGCUUCACCAAUUAUUUACUCAAGUACAAUGGACGAGAGAUAAAUGUCACUGCACAAGACGGAAAUGUAUAUGUGACACAGACAAUCUUGGAUCUGAGCAAUGGAACUAAAUAUGACUUCAGUCUCUUCACUGUGUUUGAAAACAUCAGGAGCAGUGGAGUAAACCUCACUGCAGCCACUGUUCCUCCAAAUGCAGAGGAGUUUAAAUCAGUGGGACAGACUGAGACCAGUGUAACUCUGCAGUGGAAAAAAGUGGAAAGCUUCACCAAUUAUUUACUCAAAUACAAUGGACGAGAGAUAAACGUCACUGCAUCAGAGAGAAAUGUAUAUGUGACACAGACAAUCUUGGAUCUGAGCAGUGGAACUAAAUAUGACUUCAGUCUCUUCACUGUGUUUGAAAACAACACGAGCAGUGGAGUAAACCUCGCUGCAGCCACUGCCCCUCGUAACACAGAGGAGUUUAAAUCAGUGGGACAGACUGAGACCAGUGUAACUCUGCAGUGGAAAAAAGUGGGAAACAUCCUCAGUUACACUCUAGUGUUCAAUGGACGAGAAAUAAACGUCACUGCACAAGACGGAAAUGUAUAUGUGACACAGACAAUCUCAGGUCUCAGCAGUGGAACUAAAUAUGACUUCAGUCUCUUCACUGUGUUUGAAAACAUCAGGAGCAGUGGAGUAAACCUCACUGCAGCCACUGUUCCUCCAAAUGCAGAGGAGUUUAAAUCAGUGGGACAGACUGAGACCAGUGUAACUCUGCAGUGGAAAAAAGUGGAAAGCUUCACCAAUUAUUUACUCAAGUACAAUGGACGAGAGAUAAACGUCACUGCACAAGACGGAAAUGAAUAUGUGACACAGACAAUCUUAGAUCUGAACAGUGGAACUAAAUAUGACUUCAGUCUCUUCACUGUGUUUGAAAACAUCAGGAGCAGUGGAGUAAACCUCACUGCAGCCACUGUCCCUCGUAACACAGAGGAGAUUACAUCAGUUGAACAGAAUGAGACCAGUGUAACUCUACAGUGGAAAAAAGUGGGAAACAUCCUCAGUUACACUCUAGUGUUCAAUGGACGAGAGAUAAACGUCACUGCAUCAGACAUAAAUGAAUAUGUGACAGAGACAAUCUCAGGUCUCAGCAGUGGAACUAAAUAUGACUUCAGUCUCUUCACUGUGUUUGAAAACAUCAGGAGCAGUGGAGUAAACCUCACUGCAGCCACUGUCCCUCGUAACACAGAGGAGAUUACAUCAGUUGAACAGAAUGAGACCAGUGUAACUCUACAGUGGAAAAAAGUGGAAAACAUCCUCAGUUAUACUCUAGUGUUCAAUGGACGAGAGAUAAACGUCACUGCAUCUGACAGAAAUGAAUAUGUGACACAGACAAUCUCAGGUCUCAGCAGUGGAACUAAAUAUGACUUCAGUCUCUUCACUGUGUUUGAAAACAUCAGGAGCAGUGGAGUAAACCUCGCUGCAGCCACUGUUCCUCCAAAUGCAGAGGAGUUUAAAUCAGUGGGACAGACUGAGACCAGUGUAACUCUGCAGUGGAAAAAAGUGGAAAGCUUCACCAAUUAUUUACUCAAGUACAAUGGACGAGAGAUAAACGUCACUGCACAAGACGGAAAUGUAUAUGUGACACAGACAAUCUUGGAUCUGAACAGUGGAACUAAAUAUGACUUCAGUCUCUUCACUGUGUUUGAAAACAACACGAGCAGUGGAGUAAACCUCGCUGCAGCCACUGCCCCUCGUAACACAGAGGAGUUUAAAUCAGUGGGACAAACUGAGACCAGUGUAACUCUACAGUGGAAAAAAGUGGGAAACAUCCUCAGUUACACUCUAGUGUUCAAUGGACGAGAGAAAAACGUCACUGCACAAGACGGAAAUGUAUAUGUGACAGAGACAAUCUCAGGUCUCAGCAGUGGAACUAAAUAUGACUUCAGUCUCUUCACUGUGUUUGAAAACAUCAGGAGCAGUGGAGUAAACCUCACUGCAGCCACUGCCCCUCGUAACACAGAGGAGUUUAAAUCAGUGGGACAAACUGAGACCAGUGUAACUCUGCAGUGGAAAAAAGUGGGAAACAUCCUCAGUUACACUCUAGUGUUUAAUGGACGAGAGAUAAACGUCACUGCACAAGACGGAAAUGUAUAUGUGACAGAGACAAUCUCACGUCUCAGCAGUGGAACUAAAUAUGACUUCAGUCUCUUCACUGUGUUUGAAAACAUCAGGAGCAGUGGAGUAAACCUCACUGCAGCCACUGCCCCCCUACAUGCAGAGGAGUUUACAUCAGUGGGACAGAAUGAGACCAGUGUAACUCUGCAGUGGAAAAAAGUAGGAAACAUCCUCAGUCACACUCUAGUGUUCAAUGGACGAGAGAUAAACGUCACUGCAUCAGAGGAAAAUGAAUAUGUGACAAAGACAAUCUCGGAACUCAGCAGUGGAACUAAAUAUGACUUCAGUCUCUUCACUGUGUUUGAAAACAUCAGGAGCCGUGGAGUAAACCUCACUGCAGCCACUGCCCCUCGAAACGCACAGGAGUUUAAAUCAGUGGGACGGACUGAGACCAGUGUAACUCUGCAGUGGAAAAAAGUUCAACAGUUCUCCACAUAUACUUUGGUGUACAACGGACGAGAGAUAAACGUCACUGCACAAGACGGAAAUGAACAUGUGACACAGACAAUCCCAGAUCUGAGCAAUGGAACUAAAUAUGACUUCCGUCUCUUCACUGUGUUUGAAAACAUCAGGAGCAGUGGUGUAAACCUCGCUGCAGCCACUGUCCCUGGCAUCACAGAGGAGUUUACAUCAGUGGGACAGAAUGAGACCAGUGUAACUCUGCAGUGGAAAAAAGUGGGAAACAUCCACAGUUACACUCUAGUGUUCAAUGGACGAGAGAUAAACGUCACUGCAUCAGAGAGAAAUGUAUACGUGACACAGACAAUCUCAGGUCUCAGCAGUGGAACUAAAUAUGACUUCAGUCUCUUCACUGUGUUUGAAAACUUCAGGAGCAGUGGAGUAAACCUCACUGCAGCCACUGUUCCUCCAGCGGCGUCUUUGGUCACAGUGAGUGAACGUUCAGUGACCAGAGUGACUCUGAAGUGGGAUGGUGUGAAUAGAGACUGGAGCUACUUGCUUCAGAUCAAUGGCCUUGAUGUGACCGUGAGCCCAGACAAUUCCUUAGAGUUGUCCUCUUCAGUCACUUCUCUGAAACCUGGGACAGAGUAUCCCUUCAGUGUGACCACAAUGUUCUCCGGACUCAACAGUACUGCUUAUACAGGCUUCACAGUAACAGCCAUAGACUGUGCAAAUGUGUUCUGGCACUUGACUAACACAUCGAUCCAAGGGAAUGUUCAAGGUUUAUUCUCAAACGCCACAGCCUCUUAUAACCAAACCCAUGUCAGUCCUGAAGGUAGCAAUGUGUCCUUCACUGGCCUUUACCCUGGUGCAACUUACGAAGUGUGUCUCGUGUACAAUAAACAUUCUACAUCCUUUGAACAGUGUCGCCACAAUCUAACCAUCCUUCCUCCAACCUUGAGUGCUCACUGUGAGUACUGGAAUGCUGGCUAUUCCAUCAAUAUUGUGUGGAAUAAACCUUAUGGCUUGUGGACUGCAGUGGAGGUGACUGUGUCCGAGCAAAGUCACACAUUUCCUGAAAAUGGGGAGCAGCAUGCAACAAUACACGGAUUCCUUCCUGCCCAAACAUACACUGUAUCUUUAGUGUCACUGUCUGGGACUGUGAGGCGCUCUGACCCCGUUGUUUUUUCAUGUGCUACCGAUCCAAGGGGAGUCAUUGCUGGAGCAUCACUCGGUGUGCUGCUUUUCUGUAUCCUGGUAUUACUGGUGGUCGUCAUUAUUUAUAAAAGACCAAAUUUAAUCAGAAACAAGAAACUCUAUGGUGGAUCCAAAGGCGUCCACAGAAGUUACAAACCUAUACAUGUAUCAGCGUUUCCAGCUCACUACCACGGGUUAAGUGCUGAUGACAACAGAGGUUUCAGUGACGAAUAUAAGAGCCUUGCUCCUGUUGGCACAACGCAGAAACAUAAAGUCUGCACCCUGCCUGGAAACAAAGCAAAGAAUCGUUUCAACAACAUCCUGCCGUAUGACUGGUCUCGGGUGAAGCUGAAUACAUCCAAGUCCAAGGGGAGGUCUGACUACAUUAAUGCUAAUUACAUUCCAGGCUACAACAGCAAGAAAGAGUUCAUCGCCACUCAGGGUCCUCUGCCCUCCACUGUCAAUGAUUUCUGGAGGAUGAUUUGGGAGCAACGGGUGAAAGGCAUCGUCAUGGUAACCAACUGCACUGAGGGAGGACGGCCCAAGUGUGAUCAUUACUGGCCUGAAGACAGCACGCCUCGCUUUUACAAAGGUGUGCGGGUCACCAUCACAUCUGAGCAAGAGGAAACCUACUGGACAUUGAGGGAAUUUAGUGUGAAACAUAUCGACUCCUCAGAGGAGCGCACAGUGAUACACUUCCACUUCACAGCCUGGCCUGACCACGGAGUCCCCGAGGGCACUAUCCCCCUGAUCCAGUUCAGAGGACUGGUGAGAUCGCACAUGGAGAAAGAAGGGGCUGGAGCACCAACUGUGGUUCACUGCAGUGCUGGAGUGGGGAGGACAGGCACGCUAAUUGCACUGGAUGUGCUGCUGCAGCAGCUCGGCCACAACAAUGCAGUGAGCGUCUAUGCUGUUGUGCACAAGAUGAGACAGAGUCGAACACACAUGGUGCAGACGGAGUGGCAGUAUAUUUUCCUGCACCAGUGCAUCAUGGACUGUCUGGAACAAGAUAAGACUGAAGACACUGUGUACGAGAAUGUAGACAUGAUGUACGCCAACGCCACUGCCCUCAGAGAGCUUCGCUAACCCCAGACACACGAUAUUCAACCCUACAGGCUUUGUUUUGCACUUAAUUCUUAUAAUACUGUAUAAAUAUAAAUACUUAUAUUUAGGGACUGUAUUUACUUGAAGUGCACUUAAGGUUAUUUUUCUCAUUCUUCCAAUCUGCCAAAUAGCUAGUUUAAAUAAUAUUGUGAGAGUAAGCAUCACCACAGGGUUUAGAUUAUUUACAUUUAUUUAAUAAAAAAAUAAAAUCAGAAUGCCUGUACAAGAAACAAAACAUUUUGUAACAAAAACAUAUGAAUCUAAAUUCAACCUGCACUUGACAUAAAAAAAUUGGUCCCUCCAAGCGUAAAAUGCUAUUCAAACAUUCAACAGGAUUAUUUGUCAAAUUACCUCCAACUCCAGCACAAAAGAGUUAGUAGGGGUAAUCCAGAGAUCACAGUGUGUUGAGCUAAGGAGUGGUUCAUAGCAAACACCAGUAUUUAUCUUUUUAUUAUUUACACUUGAAGGAUAAAGCAGUAGAAGAUAAA